Penicillium vulpinum is the source of this 1806-nucleotide messenger RNA. RefSeq names its product MFS transporter. Gene Ontology annotation, molecular function: transmembrane transporter activity. The record is from RefSeq and is a predicted model, not a curated record. The coding region runs from base 1 to 1806 and encodes 601 amino acids. The transcript is spliced from 3 exons. Lineage: Eukaryota; Fungi; Ascomycota; Eurotiomycetes; Eurotiales; Aspergillaceae. Gene Ontology annotation, biological process: transmembrane transport.
AUGGCCGAUCAGCUGCCUGAGGCCGAAUCGUAUCUAUCGAGCGAAAAGCCACGGAAUUCAGCUGAGCUAGAGAGAGCUGAUACGGCAGGCUCUAUCGGAUCAUCGACUGGCUCGAGUAUCUAUGAUCCGCAGUUGCAUAGACUGCAAUCGCGGAACACAGAGUUGGACUUGGAACGUCAUCGGACGGGAGUAUCGCGAGCUCUGAGCAGGACUGAGACGCAACGCGCCCAACAUGCCCUUACCGUGGGCUCGAGUCUUCAGUCGCGACCGUCGCGAACUCCAUUGCCAGCUUUUGGUGGAGGCAAGCCCUAUCCUCCACAUCUCCCUGCACGGGAGGAUUACGUUGUGGAGUUCGAUGGGCCAGAUGACCCUUUAUACCCACUGAACUGGACUUUGAAAAGGAAAUCAUACAUUACUGCCAUGCUCGCUUUCACCAGUAUUUGCUCCACCUUCGAUUCCGCCAUUUUCAGUGCUUCGUCUACCAGUGUGUCCCAUCAUUUCAGUGUCGGGCUCGAAGUCGCCGCCCUCUCCAGCUCUCUAUAUAUCAUCGGCUAUGCUUCAGGUCCCUUGAUAUGGGCUCCCCUGUCCGAACUCCAGGGCCGUCGUCUCCCCAUUGUUAUCGCCAUGUUCGGAUUUAGCGUCUUCAACAUCGCAGUGGCAGUCGCAAAAGACUUGCAAACACUCAUGAUUUCCCGGUUCUUUUGUGGUAUCUUCGGCAGUUGUCCUUUGGCAGUUGUGGCUGCUAUUUUCUCUGAUAUCUGGGACAACCGCACCCGUGGUAUUGCCAUUGCUAUAUUCGCCUCGACGGUGUUCCUAGGCCCUCUCCUGGCACCUUUCAUCGGAGGAUUCAUUAAUAUGUCCUAUCUCGGCUGGCGCUGGACCGCCUACCUCCCCGCGAUUAUGGGCUUCGCCGCUUUCAUCCUGAAUCUUUUCUUCCUGCAGGAAUCAUAUCCGCCUGUUGUCCUUGUGGCUAAGGCUGCGGAGCUGCGUCGCCGGACUAAGAACUGGGGAAUCCAUGCGAAGCAAGAAGAAAUCGAGGUCGAUUUUCGAGAGCUGAUUGUAAACAAUUUCUCACGCCCGCUUCGACUGCUGUUUAACGAACCGUUGAUCCUAGCCGUCACCCUCUACCUGAGUUUUAUCUACGGAUUGCUCUAUUGCUUCUUGACCGCCUACACUCUAGUCUUCCAGGGUGUUUACGGUAUGAACGCUGGUGUCGGGGGUCUCCCACUCUUCGGCAUGGUGGCGGGUCUUUUCGUCGCCACGUCUUACAUGCUUAUCUCUAGCAAGGCCUACAAUAAAAAGCUCGACCAGAAUGGUGGUGUCCCUAUCCCCGAGUGGCGUCUCCCGCCCGUUAUGGUUGGCGGUGCUCUCUUCGCUGCUGGGCUCUUUUGGUUCGGAUGGACUGGCUUCAGUGGUACCGUCCACUGGAUUGUGCCCACCUUGAGUGGCCUAUUUACUGGAUUUGGCCUUCUGGUAAUCUUCAUUCAAUUGUUCAACUAUCUGAUUGACACAUAUCUUAUGUUCGCCGCAUCAGCUAUCGCAGCAAACACAUUCUGCCGCUCAAUGGUGGCAGCCAGCUUCCCGCUUUUCUCACGCCAGAUGUUCAACGGAAUGGGUAUCCAGUGGGCUUCUACGCUUCUCGGUUGCGUCGCAGCCGUCCUUGUUCCGAUUCCCAUUGCAUUCUACUUCUUCGGCAGGAGAAUGAGGAUGAAGAGCAAAUUCGCACCAUUUUAUGAAGCUGUCCAGGAAGGACACGCCGCUGAGGAAGCUGAAGAGCAGGCGGAGGAAGCUGUGCACGAGAGAUGA